This is a messenger RNA of Moneuplotes crassus, 1491 nucleotides long. Lineage: Eukaryota; Ciliophora; Spirotrichea; Euplotida; Euplotidae. The record is from the annotation of a GenBank genome assembly.
CCUUUAUUACCUGACCCCAGCUCAAGAUCAGUCCUCAGAAGAUGUCUUAGGCUGAAAGUUUGAGGGGAUCUCUGAAACUGAAAGUCUUGAUGAGUCUGUAAAAUCACUUCAAAGAAAUGCUAAGAUGUCAUUUUCGAAAAUUCCAGAGGAUGAUUUCUGGCAAUAAAAAUACCAUACUCGCACAAUGCGAUGAAAAAGUCGAUAGAACAUGAGAAGCUUAGUCCUAAAUUAAUGAUGAAAUUUACAAAGAUGUCUCUAACUCUCCAAAAGGAGCAACGAAGAAGGUUUGAACUCGAAGCGAAGCUCUACAGGAUCACUCAAGCAUGGGAGGAGGAGAAAAAGAACAUUAUAAUAUCUACUAGACAAGAGUUACAGGACUCUUUUGAUGAACGUGUUAAGAAGAUCCAGAAACUAUUCCUUGAAGAGACCCAGAGUAUUUAUGAAAACUACCAAAAAUUCAUGACCGAAUAUAAAGACCAUAAAUUUGUGAUAAAGAAGUUUGGUAGAAUAGUUACAGACCAAGAGCUUAAAAUAGAUUCAUUGAGAAGGGAAAUUUACAACACAAUUAAAUAACGAACCUGGUCUCAAGUUCCUGAUCAAAAAUCCUAUUAUGAAGAAAGAACGGUUAAGCAAGGAGGAUAUCAUUAAUCUUCUAAAAGGAGCCAGCAAGUAUCUUCUCAAACGUGAACAAAUGGUGCUCAAAAGGCUUUCUAGACCAGUCCAGAGCCUUGAGGAGCAAGACAAGAGGGAAUCUGACUCCCUCGAGCUUAUGAAAUAUGAAUUCGACAGUAUUAAAUAAGCUCAAUGCACUAUUAAUCGAUGAAAACACUGAGCUUAAGCAGUAUAAAAUUAAAUUUGAACUCAAAUGUCAAGAAAUCGAGCAAAGAAUGAAGGCCAAGUAUUCCUUAAACAAAGAAAGUGCUGAUGAGAUCAAGGAAAAUUAUGAGAAAAAAUUACAAGAACUUGUUGAAGAAAUCAGGAAAAUUAGAGCCUAUUUCAAGUCGGAAGUGAUCAUCAAGGAUAUGCUGAUCAAACGGCAUAAAAAGUACACCCAUGUUUUGAAAUAAGGAGCUUGUGCUAGCGAAGAAUAUUAUGAAGAAUCCCAGAAUGGUUAAGAAGAUGGAGACUACAUUCAAUUUUGACAGCAUGGAUAUUUAUCAAUAUGAUAACAACAAUAUAAGUGUCUGCAGUGACGAUAAAAUGUUUCAUAAGCAAAGCUUUAAUGCUAACUGGUCUAUCAUGAAGGAGCUCCAGAAAAGCAAGAAUUUUCCAAAACGGUUCUUUUCACCUCAAUCGAGAGAGAAAAAUAGCAAUAAGCUGAACUUCCAGAAAACCAAUAGGUUGACUAAUAUGGGAUCAGGGAAUAUCACUCUGGAUAAUCAGGCCUCGUUCUUUUCAGAAGAAGUUGCUGACCAGACUGAUUUCCUGAAACCUUUUGAUAAAUCAGCAAUCCCUCAAUUUAAGAUUCGAGUUAAACGAAAUAGGAGAUAA